AUGUCUCUACAAUUUACAAACCAGCCCCCCGCGUCGCGGGUGCCAUAUGCCAUCCCUCAAUUGGAGGGAGAGCGGAUCACAAUCCCGGGUAGCAAAGGUGUAUUCCGCAUCCUGACUUCUGCAAAGCAAACCGGUGGAUUGAUGGCCGUGUUCACAAGCGGUGCUGUUCUUUCCGACGCUCCUGGCUUCCACUACCACGACCACGCACACGAUGUUUUCUUGGUCACAAAAGGAUUCUUGAAGCUCUAUAAUGGAGACCAAUGCCGUAUUAUGGGCCCGGGCGACUUUGCCUAUGUUCCUCCGAAAAUCAUUCAUAUGCCCGAUAUGAUCGGCCCCCAUACUGAGCUUCAAGGCUUGAUUACUCCCGGUGACUGGGUCGACUUUUUCCGUCAUGUGUCAGAGCCCUAUGAGGGAGUUCUCGUUCCUGAAAAUGAUAAUCGGGAUUUGAAAUCUCUUCUUAUUCCCAAGGUUAUGGCCGCUAAGGGGCAGUUCGAUGUCGUUUUCCAGCCACACCAUGUGCCCCCGCCAGUUUCUGAAUGGAAGAAGGAAGAUGAGAAGUUACCGGAUGGCCCGGCAGGAUACUUCCUGCGUGCUAACACCGGUCCUAAGUGGAUGCUCGGAGGUGUGAUGUCUCGUCCAUUUGUCACUACAACACAGAGCUCUGGAGUUUGUGCCAUCUCCAGCAUUGAGUCUUCUAAGGAUUAUGGGGAGACUGUGUUCUCCAGGCAUAUGACUUUCCCCACUGUGGACCACUGCUUCCUGAUUAUGGAGGGUGCGCUCCGGGUUAAGCUACAAGGUGCUGAUGAUGCUGUCUUCCGCGAGGGUGAGACCGUUGUCAUUCCUGCUGGGCAGGCAUUCUCGCUCGUCUUUGAGAGCAAGUUUGUCAAGUUCCACUCUUUCAGUGAUGGCGAUGGUAUCGAGUCAUUGAUCCACGCUGCUGGCAAGCCGUUCGAGGGCGCAGUCUUGCCCGAUCAGGCACCAGCAUAUGAACAGUCUGACGUGCAUUCAGCUGCAGCUCGUCUGAAUGUGACAUUUUAG
Molecule: messenger RNA, 1038 nt
Organism: Penicillium antarcticum
Lineage: Eukaryota; Fungi; Ascomycota; Eurotiomycetes; Eurotiales; Aspergillaceae
Product: cupin domain-containing protein
Exons: 2
Coding region: 1-1038 (345 amino acids)
Source: RefSeq, a predicted model, not a curated record